Molecule: messenger RNA, 2175 nt
Organism: Megalops cyprinoides (Indo-Pacific tarpon)
Lineage: Eukaryota; Metazoa; Chordata; Actinopteri; Elopiformes; Megalopidae
Product: WD repeat containing planar cell polarity effector
Biological process (GO): establishment of protein localization; cilium organization; nervous system development
Cellular component (GO): axonemal basal plate
Source: RefSeq, a predicted model, not a curated record
ACCUUUGCAAAUCAACCUGCGUUUGAAGUUCCUCUUUUUCCUAAAGAAUCAAGCGUAAUCGGGUUUCUCCUCAAUCAGAUGUCGUUCUGCCUGGCUGACCUGCACUUGUGGUCCUCAAAGAGCACCUUGCACAUCAGAGAUACAGACAUUGGCACGUACCAGUACUAUGAUAAAGGAGAACCAGUAAACCUGACAGACCAGCAUUACUUCAAUGAGAAGCAGGACUUUGUGGAGUCUCGCGGCCUCCACUGGACCCCCAAAAACUCCCGCCCGGAGAAACUGCGGGACUCCCUCAAGGAACUCGAGGAGCUGCUGCAGGCCGGCCCGUGUGUCUGCUCCCGAUGGAGGAACAAGCAGUCCUGUCAGAUGCUGCUGGGCUCGGGUGUGCUGGUGACCCUCAGCCUGAGUGGGCCCCAGCUGGAGAGGGUGAGCAUCGACAGGGCCCUGGUGGGGCGGCUGGCCGCAGACACCAUCAGCGACGCUGUGAUCACCGACAGGUUUCUGCUCCUCACCUUUGUGGAGAAGAACAAGGUUUGCCUUGUCCACCUGGCAGCCAGGAGAGGUCAGAGUUCCCCAGAUCUGAACAGACGAGUGGAGAAGCUGUCCCUCUCAGAGCUGAAGAUCUCCUGCGUGGACCUACCAGGCCCGGCCGGACGCAGGCUGGGGCGGCGCGUGGGGCUCAACUGCUUGCAGGACGUGGCGAUUUGCUGGUGGCCAGCCGUUAACGAGGAGGCCUGGCCUUGGUCUCCCGUCCCCAGCGAGGGAGACCGGGCCAACCUGGUGCUGCUGGCCUGCUGCGGUGCCGGCGGCCUCAAGGUGCUGAGCUGCAUCCGGACGGAGGGGGACCCGCUGGACUGCCGGUUCAGCCUGAGCCAGCCGUACCAGGUGCUGACGGUGGAGCUGGGGGCGCGGGACGCGGCGGCGGCGGACAGCUGCGUGUACGAGUGCGCACGGCGGCACCUGCAGCGCCUGGCGGUGACCAGCCUGCCCCUGUCGGCCCGGCCGGUGUGCUGCUGCCGGGACCACGCGGAGGGCGCGCUGCUGCUGGGGCUCCAGGACUCCUCGCUGGUGCUGUGGGACGGGCGGCGUGGCCUCUCCCUGCUGGCCCAGGUGCCCAUGCUGCCCUCGCUGCUGGCCUGGCACCCCGCGGGGGCGCUUCUGCUGGUGGGGGGGGGGCAGGGCGAGCUGCAGUGCUUCGACGCCGGCCUGUCCCCCGUCGCCCUGCAGCUGGUGGCCGAGGACCCGUCCCCCCGCCCUACUCUGCGUCUGUCCCAGCACCUGCGGGGCGCGGGGGGCCUGGCCGGGCUGCAGUGGGGCGCCGAGGGGCUGGAGGUGCACGACCUGCUCUUCCUCACCUUCCACAGCGGGCCCGUCGGAGUGCUGCGCUUCAGGCUAGGGGCGCUGAAUGGGGGUCAGCUGGGCCCGGUGGAGCUGCUUCAGCAGCGGCUGAGGUGUGGGGAGGUGGAGGAGGUGCUGGGCCUGCUGGGAGCCAUGGACUGGAGCACCAUGGGAGCAGAGUGCUACCGGUCCCUGACCGCCAUCGCUGACCACCUGCUGCGGCUGGAGCUGACCGCUGAGCGAGAAGCCCAGCUGGAGGCCGCCCUGGGGAUGUUCUACGCCCCGUCCCGGCCCCUCUCCGACACCGUGGUGCUGGAGUACCGAGACCCCAUCAGCAAGUACGCCCGCAGAUUCUUCCACCACCUGCUCAGGUACCAGCGAUUUGAAAAGGCAUUUCUGCUCGCAGUAGACAUAGGAGCAAGAGACCUGUUCAUGGACAUCCAUUACGUAGCGCGCGAUAAGGGGGAAUUGGUGCUGGCUGAUGUGGCGAGGAAGAGGGCUAAUGAAAUCGAUGCGGAAUCCAUAACAACCGGACCAGGAGAGCCGCAGUGGAGUGACGCGUGCAACCCCGCCCCUAACUCCGCCCCCAACUCCGCCCCGCCGGACGGACGGACAGGCAGACGGUGGGACGAGCAGGCAGGGUGGAAGGCUCAGCCCCAGCACGGCGAGGGGAGCGGUCACACCCCGUCCUCCGGCCGGUCCCAGGACGGCCUGGCUUCACGUGCUACUAGAGGAGGCCAUCUGACCAGGACGGGAGAGGAGGUCUUUUCCAGGACUGUACCGAGUGACCAGAGCUGGAGACUGGACUGGAGACAGGCAGGACUCAGCCAGGCCUGA